AUGCGACAAGGGAGUACGCACGACGCUGACACCUUACAUCUCCCCGAACAUGGUUUUCCUGGGGCGUCAUCGGAUCCCAGUGCUGACGGCGAGUUGCCAGUUGCACAGGCCGUAUGCCCUUCCUGUCCUGAGGUCUGUAUGGAGAGCUCCCAAAAUUUAGGGGACGGUGGGGGGGAACCUGCAUCUGCAGACUGCAGCACAGGAGAUGCACAUGGGGUUGGACAAGCGCUUGCAGAGGCCUCGCAGCAAGCAGUGGCAGAAAUCGCCGACCAAACUGCCGAAGGCACGUCCCAUCCAGAAGAAGAACUACAGGCAGCAGCUGCUGACUCGGAUCCAGAGUGUGGCAAGGAGAGACAAAGAAGUGGGCUUUCAGUUGAGCACACGCUAGAACAUUCUUUGGUCAGCAGUGCAGACGCGCUUCAUACAGGGCUUGGUCCUAGUGAACAACAGCGAGAUGGACCUGAACUUACUGCAUGCAGCCCUCCUGUAGAGGAACAAGAGAAACAGGAACCCCAUGUCGUACCUCUGCCGCCAAGCUCGUCCUCGGCGACAGAUAUGUCGCUGAGCUCCUGCUCGCCGACAGAGGCAUCAUACUUGCCAACACGUUUCUCAUGUACCGCGAAUGCAACUACCGACCAGGAAAAGAAGCCGAUGAGCGAGGUGUGUUCUGGAAGCGAGGCUAGGAGUUCGUCCGAGGAUCCGCAGGAGCGGCAGACGAUACACGGCGCCUCUCCGGCCAUUGUGCCGGAGGCUGGUGCAUCAUCGAGCACCAGGCUAGGUUCGGGGCUAGAUGCUGCGGCGGCCAAACAAAGCCACCAGGAUGCGUCUGAAGAGCCUGGACGGGAGGCCACAGAGCCGAAACGCGAGGUGUCCCGUGGCAGCGAGGGUAGAACCUCGUGUGCGGAUACCCAGGAGAGCCACGCGAAGCAGUGCUCUUCUACGGAACGUGCCCAGGAGGCUGGUACAUCGCUGUGGAGCAGCUUUUGGUCAGCCUUGACGCCUGUGGAGGAUACUAGCCGAGUCUUUCAGGAUGCGGCGGACGUAGCUGUAGGGGCUACUGAGGAGCCGAAGCGCGAGGGGUCGCGUGGAAGCCAGGGUAUCAGCUCGUGUGAGGACCGGGAGGCGCGCCCGGCGGGGCCUGAGGCAUCGGCAGACAGUGUCCAGGGUGGUGAAUUGUGCGGUUUGGGUUUGGUUGGGGAGGCUGCUGCGACUGACGACAGCUUCCAGGAUCCAUCAAACCAUUCUGAAGAGGAGGCGGAAGAGUCGUGUGUUGAGGAAUUGCCUGGCAAUGAGGGAGGCGGAGGCGUCGAAAGGCGACGCCUCGCUUGA
Eimeria mitis is the source of this 1329-nucleotide messenger RNA. RefSeq lists its product as uncharacterized. The coding region runs from base 1 to 1329 and encodes 442 amino acids. The transcript is spliced from 2 exons. Lineage: Eukaryota; Apicomplexa; Conoidasida; Eucoccidiorida; Eimeriidae. The record is from RefSeq and is a predicted model, not a curated record.